This is a messenger RNA of Pyrgilauda ruficollis (rufous-necked snowfinch), 2522 nucleotides long. RefSeq names its product MAP7 domain containing 2 (gene MAP7D2). The transcript is spliced from 18 exons. Lineage: Eukaryota; Metazoa; Chordata; Aves; Passeriformes; Passeridae. Gene Ontology annotation, cellular component: microtubule cytoskeleton. Gene Ontology annotation, biological process: microtubule cytoskeleton organization. The record is from RefSeq and is a predicted model, not a curated record. Bases 1 to 2298 code for a protein of 765 amino acids.
AUGCUUGUUUGUUCUGAGAAGAGGAGUCAGGCAUUUCCACUGAGGAGCCGUGCUUGGAGUUCAGCAGUGGGUGGGAGGCUGUGCUCAAGAGCUAUUGAUGGAUUUCUAAAAACUGAUGAAAGACAAAGACUGGCAAAGGAAAGAAGAGAAGAAAGGGAGAAAUACCUUGCUGCUAGGGAGCAGCAGAUACUGGAGAAGGAGAGAAGAGCAAAACUUCAGUAUGAAAAGCAAAUGGAGGAGCGAUGGAGAAGACUGGAGGAGCAGAGGCAGAGAGAGGAGCAGAAGAGAGCAGCUGUUGAAGAAAAACGGAGACAAAAGCUUAAAGAGGAGGAGGAACGUUUAGAAGCCAUGAUGCGCCGGUCCCUCGAACGCAGCCAGCAGCUGGAACAGAAGCAGAAGCGAUGGUCGUGGGGAGGAGCACUGGCUGCAGGCUCAGGAGGCAGAGAUGGUGAAUCAGAAAAUACCCCACCCCCUGUUCUAGGUUUAGCUGCCAACACCCUUCCUCCAGACCCUGUGACCUCUACUGCUCCUGCUGAUUCCUUCAAUGCAUGUGACAAACUUUCAGCUUCUACAAUGAAUCUGCCAAAGCAAAUGGAGUCGCCGAUCAGUAAACGCCUCUCGUCCUCCACAGCGGCCAUAACGCAUUCCCCCGACAGAGCUCACCGCAUGCAUCUUAGUCCCAUGGAAAACUUUAUUGUUUCUCGACUGCUGACUCCCACACAGUCAUCUUUAGCCAGAAGCAGAAGUACAUUAAUGCUUUCUGAGCAGUACAAUACUCCAGUAUUCCAUAUCUGUCCUCGUGUAGCACCAGCUAGUCCUCUUAAAUCUCCCUACAAGCCUUCCCCCACCCGAAGCACCGACAGGAAGAAGGCAACUUCACCCUCCACUGCCAAUGCCAUGAAAGGGGCACCUGCAGCUGAAGUUACUCAGACUGAGAAGAUAAAGAAGGAGAAGCGACCUGCAACACCUGGUUCAUCAUCUGGUAUGGGAUCUCCUCUGAGAAGGUCUGAUUCUCCUGCUGCCAUGUCCAGAAGAUCUGCAUCUCCUGCAACACCUAAGACAGUUGCAAAGACUUAUCCUCAGUCUCCUAAAAACACCAAACAAUAUCCAGCUUCUCCUGUGAAGCAUCGUGCCACUUCCAAUAGCAGCCAGGAAACACCUAAAAAGAAAGCAGACAAGGAGAAAGAAAAUGUCAGUCACCUGAAGUCCCCAGGAGCACGCACUGAUGACGUGGGCCAGGUGGCUCCUGAGAAGCACGUGCCUUCUGCUGGAAAGGCUGAGAACAGUGAAGGGAAGAUCACAGCGGGAACAAGUGAUGCAGAAGAAGCUGCAAAAAUUCUAGCUGAAAAAAGACGACAGGCACGCCUGCAAAAAGAACAAGAGGAAAAGGAAAAACAGGAAAGAGAAGAACGAGAAAGGCUUGAAAGAGAAGAGCAGAAAAGAAAGGCAGAAGAAGAAAGACUUCGUCUGGAAGAAGAAGCUCGUAAGAAGGAGGAGGAAAGAAAACGUGAAGAAGAGGCAGCUAGAAAAAAGGCAGAAGAGGAAGCCAGAAGAAGAGCUGAGGAAGAACAAAUGUUAAAGGAAAAGCAAGAAAAAGAGCUCCAAGCCAAGCUGGAGAAACAGAGGGAAGAAGCAGAAAUCAAAGCCCGUGAGGCAGCUGAACAGCUUCGUCUUGAAAGGGAACAAAUCAUGCAGCAAAUUGAGCAAGAAAGGCUGGAGCGGAAGAAGAGAAUAGAUGAAAUAAUGAAGAGAACAAGGAAGAGUGAAACCCCAGAAAUAAAGAAGGAAGAGCCAAAACUGGAGAUCCCAUCAACUUUGAAUGUGGAAAAGCAACCAAAGGCCCUUGUUCUCAACCAGCCAGAGAUCAAUGGAUUGGCAACCUGCCUAAAAAAUAAAAGCUUAGAAAGUGCUGCUUCUGUAAUCCCUUCCCAAGAUGUAGUUGCUAAUGGACUGAAGUCAGUUUCAGGACUUAUUCAGCUGGAAGCUGUUGAUGGGAAAUCUAACAGCAUGGAAGAUUCAACAGAUGAGGUUCAGUCCAUGGAUGUGAGCCCGGUUUCAAAAGAAGAACUUAUUUCUAUCCCUGAAUACUCACCCAUGAAUGAACUCAUGCCAGGUGUUUCUUUGGACCAAAAUGGGACAAGUAAUGCCAAGGCUCUUGAAGACCUCUUGGAUUUCACAGGCCAGGCUACCUACUCCAAGAUGUCCAGUGAUACCCUUAGCCUAGAUGACUGUAACAAAAACUUGAUUGAGGGAUUUAACAGCCCAGGACAAGAAAAUACACUUAAUUCUAUCUGUUGACAGCCUCGCUUUUCAGCAGAACAGAUACAGAGGUAACCAUUUCUGGAGGAUAUAUAUCCCUGUGAUGCUACUGGCAGUAAAAUAUGAGCUUGUCAAUUGAAAAAGCUUCUGCAGUCCUUGAACACUGGAUUUCAAAUAAUCAGAGCUGAAUAGAACUUGUCUUCCCAGGGAAUAUGUUGAAUAAUUGUCUGCUUUUGGUAGAAACCAAUGAUCUAGAGCCUUGA